AUGCACUUCAUCAGUGCAAUCCCAAAGCUGACGGGGCAGAACUAUGUUCUGUGGCGCGAGGAACUUGAUGCUGCUCUAGCACUUGCUGAGAUAGAUUUGGCUCUUCAGGAGCCAAAGCCCACUGAGCCAGAGGAGCCCGAAAGGGCUCAGAAUGAGACCGAUGAAGCUUUUGCUAAUCGGAAGCGAGACUUUGCUCCCAUCAGAGCAAAGUAUGAUCUUGAGAAGUACAAGUGGGAAAAGUCAAACCGCAAGUGCAAGAUUGUCAUCAAGAAAACCAUCACAGAGGGCCUAAGAGGUGCCAUCCCAGAAUGUGAGACAGCAAAAGAAUACCUUGAGAAAGUGAAGAAUCAGUUUACUGGUUCCACCAAAGCCCAUGCUUCUACCCUGAUCCAGAAACUCACUAACAUGAGGUUCACAGGGAGGAGUGUGAGAGAGCACAUUCUGAGCAUGAGCACCAUGGCAGCCAAGUUAGAGAAGCUAAAGAUGCCCCUUGCUGAUGGUUUCCUCAUUCACCUAGCUCUAAACUCACUUCCUAAAGAGUAUGAGACAUUUGUUGUUAACUACAACACACAGCCAGAGGAGUGGGAUUUAGAGAAGGUGAUUGCUAUGUGUGUGCAAGAGGAAGAAAGGCUCAAGAAUGCAAAUGGUGGUUCUGUGAACUUUGUGAAAGGAAAGAACAAGAAGCCAUUCUACAACAAGAAAGCUCCAGAUGCCUCCACCUCCCAGUACAAAGCGAGAAAGCACAGUUGA
Molecule: messenger RNA, 750 nt
Organism: Sorghum bicolor (sorghum)
Lineage: Eukaryota; Viridiplantae; Streptophyta; Magnoliopsida; Poales; Poaceae
Exons: 1
Coding region: 1-750 (249 amino acids)
Source: RefSeq, a predicted model, not a curated record